This is a messenger RNA of Purpureocillium takamizusanense, 1194 nucleotides long. RefSeq lists its product as uncharacterized. Lineage: Eukaryota; Fungi; Ascomycota; Sordariomycetes; Hypocreales; Ophiocordycipitaceae. The transcript has 3 exons. Bases 64 to 1194 code for a protein of 376 amino acids. The record is from RefSeq and is a predicted model, not a curated record.
ACGUACAAGCAGGCCGGAAGGCGAAGAAGCAGAAACACACAGGCAAUCAUCAUCAUCAUCAUCAUGUCGCGGGUCUGGUUCUCGGUGGUUGUGGCGACGGCGGCGUUUUGGGGCACCGCCGUGGUGAAGCGCUCGCCGUACUCGUACGAGGUGACGCCGCCGGUGAGGCAGUGGGCGGAUCAGCCGAUGAAGCUGGUGGCGGUGCCGUUGCCGACGACGACGACGACGACGACGCAGCAGCACCAUCAGUGGGAGGGACAGGACGACGAGGAGGAGGACGACAUGUUCGUCACAUCGGCGCAGCACCUGGCGCAUCUGCACAACGCGCUCAUCCGUGGCUACAACUCCAUCGUCCUGCAGGCGCCGCACGUGCUGCCUCCCACCGAGACGGCGGCAGAUGGCGGGAACGAUGGGAACGACGACGAUGACGAGGACGAGGACGAUGACGAUGACGAGGACGAGGACGAUGACGAUGACGAGGACGAUGAGGAUCCGGACGAGGCGAGGCACUUCAUCGGCUACGCGCGCACGUGGGUCAAGUUCCUCAGGGGCCAUCAUGACGACGAGGAGGCGGUGCUGUUCCCGGAGACGGCGUCGAUAUUGCACGACAACACGCUGUGGGGGGACAUGUACAAGGAACACGAGUCCCUCGUCGAGCACAUCCAAGCCCUAGACGCACACCUCGCGCAUCUCUCCGCCAACGCCUCCGCCUACGCGCCCGCACCCCUCCUCUCGCUGCUCUCCGCCCUCCGCGCGCCCCUCGAGCAGAACCUGCACCACGAGGUCGCGCACCUCGCCUCUCUAUCCGCGCACCCGGCCGUUGCCCCGCGGUACACCGUGGAGCGCGCCGUGGCGGCCGAGACGCUCUUGAACUGGCGCGCGAACAGCGUCGGCGCCGUGGCCGGCGGCGGCGGUGGUCUUGUCGGCGGCACGUUUGACGUGGUGCCGCUGCUGCUCCUCAACGUGGACCGUGGGCACAACGAUGGCGGUAACGCCGACUGGCCGCCGAUGCUCGCGCCGGUGCGCUGGGCGCUGGUGAAUGCGGUGGGCGCGGUGCAUGCCGGGCGGUGGCGGUUUGCGAGCUGCGAUGCGUGGGGGAGGCCGAGGGAGUUGUAUGCGGUGGGGAGGGCGGCGGAGAGGAGGCGGAGGGAGCAGGAGAGGGAGACGAAGAAGAGGGGGCAAGAGGAGUUGUGA